UAAUUAUUUUCCCAUGAAGUCAUGAAUUAUAGUAUUUGGUUUUUGGUUUGUGUGUACGAUAUAAAAAAUAUUAAAAAAUUAUUGUUUUCAUAAUUUUAAAUUGUAAUUAAUAAUAUAAUAACUUAUUAUAAGUCAUGUCGUCGGAGAACAUAGAGAAACUUCGAUAUUUACUUGCUCAAGGAACAGGGCAUAAGCGUAUGGACGAUGAACUUUUCAAGAAAUUCGAUACCUUACAUAAAAUCUAUACAGUAGUUGGAGUUUUUGAAAUUUUUAAAAAAUCUGAAGAAAAAAAGAGUGAUGAUAGCUUCUUAUGCAAUGUGGAUGGUUGUGUUUCAAGUUUCACUUCAAUGGCUGAUUACGAUUCACAUUAUAAUUCAAAUCAUCGUUACACUUGCACUUACUGUCGUAAAUUAUUACAAUCUGCACAUCUCUUAGAUUUGCAUUUGAGUGAAUUGCAUGAUAACUUUUUUAAAGCCUGCUCUGAAAAAAAACCUAUGUUUAAAUGUUUCGUUGAAACAUGUCAAACACUAUUUUGGAAUUCUGAAGAACGAAAAACUCAUUGUAUAGACAUUCAUAAAAUGCCAAAGAGUUUCUUGCGGCAUUAUGCAAAUAAGAAAAAUCAUAAGAAAAACCAGAAAAUUAAACCUGCUGAACCUCCAAAUUUAGAAGGAAUGUUAGAUUCAAACAUGGUUAUAGAUUAAUUAAAAAAAAAUUAAACUAAUAUACCCUAUCAACAAUAUAUUAUAUUAUACAGAUAACUUUCUAUUCAAGUGUUGGAAAACUAAGUAUGAAUUACUGUAUGAAUCAACAAAAUUACUUACGAAUUUGUCUUAUGAAUUAUUAUGUUGUACUCUUAAAUUAGUUACUAAUCAAUAAAUGAAAUAUUAUAUGGUCUGAAAAA
Molecule: messenger RNA, 901 nt
Organism: Rhopalosiphum padi (bird cherry-oat aphid)
Lineage: Eukaryota; Metazoa; Arthropoda; Insecta; Hemiptera; Aphididae
Product: zinc finger protein 511
Exons: 4
Coding region: 135-701 (188 amino acids)
Source: RefSeq, a predicted model, not a curated record